AUGGCUAACACAAAAGAAACCAUUGAACUUGAGGUUAUCAGUUAUGAGAAGAUUUGUUCUCAGAAUAAUGCCGAACUCCAGAGGCUUUUCGCGGCCUGCCAGCCCCCACCCAUAGGCCGAGGGAUAUUUUGGCUCGACUUCCGCGGGUCUAAGGGAGAAGAGGUGCUUCAACAUCUCGCUUCUGUCAAUGAAGGUAUCUAUAAAUACUUUCAGCAACCCAUCUCUGCCAAGAUGGCGGAUUUCCGCGAAGGCGUGGAAAGAGGUUUUAAGGACCAUGACUCAAUUAUCGACACAUUUGAAAUAUCUCGUGAUGAAGAAAUUCAGGGGGAGCGCAGGCUUCCUCCUAUUCUCGAUGUCUACAAGACACAAAUCUCGGGUAUGUCGUCAAUAUGCGAUACGGCGGCCAGAGACCUUACCUCUGCCCUAUGCUCUUCGCUCAUGCCGGGUACGUCAUUUAACGUGAUCCCGGAGAAUGAAUCUGACACUGGUAUCAAACUCUGCUUGGUGAAUGGGGAAGUGCCAGCUUGGGAUGAAGUGGCAGAACCGCAUACAGAUUUUGGAAUUGUGACGUUGGUGUUCUGUGAUUUCCCUUCCCUAGAACUUGUUACUAGUCACGAUGGCUCUGGCAAGCCGAAUUGGGCCCUUAUUGAGCCCCUGGAAGGUUGUGCCUUGGUAAACGUUGCAGAUACGCUGCAGUCGCGUACUAACAACGCUCUCUACUCACCUUUACACCGGGUAGUGCAGCCUGAGGGGGGGCAGGCUAAGGGAGUUCCCAUGACAGCUUACUACUUGCGACCCGAGCAUGUAAUGUAG
Messenger RNA from Hypoxylon trugodes, 813 nucleotides. RefSeq lists its product as uncharacterized. Lineage: Eukaryota; Fungi; Ascomycota; Sordariomycetes; Xylariales; Hypoxylaceae. The transcript is spliced from 3 exons. The record is from RefSeq and is a predicted model, not a curated record. The coding region runs from base 1 to 813 and encodes 270 amino acids.